Messenger RNA from Arachis duranensis, 1605 nucleotides. RefSeq names its product glycosyl hydrolase 5 family protein-like. Gene Ontology annotation, molecular function: hydrolase activity, hydrolyzing O-glycosyl compounds. The record is from RefSeq and is a predicted model, not a curated record. The coding region runs from base 1 to 1605 and encodes 534 amino acids. The transcript is spliced from 3 exons. Lineage: Eukaryota; Viridiplantae; Streptophyta; Magnoliopsida; Fabales; Fabaceae.
AUGAAGAUGCUAUGCAAAGUCUCGGUUUUGCUCUUGUUCUUGGCCACACUGACUUGCUACUGCAACGCCUUGCCCCUCUCAACCCACAAGCGAUGGAUCAUCGACGACGCAACGGGGAAGCGCGUGAAGCUCACGUGCGCCCAUUGGGUUGCACAUGCAAAGCCAAUGGUGGCGGAGGGUUUGGACCAGUUACCCUUAAACGACAUCGUUAAGCAGUUUCCUGAACGGGGAUUCAACUGCGUUCGUCUCUCCUAUGCCACUUACAUGUUCACUCGCUACGCCAACGUCUCCAUUGGCGAGACCUUGAGGAGUCUGGACAUACCGGAGAGGGUGGCAGCGAUAGAGAAGCACAACCCUUGGGUGCUGAACAUGACGCACCUUCAGGCUUAUGAUGCUGUGGUUGAUGCCUUGGAUAAACAAGGGGUCAUGAUGCUCAUUGAUAACCAUGUUAGCAUGCCUAAAUGGUGCUGUGAUCGUCAAGAUCAGAAUGGCUUCUUCAAUGACAGGCACUUUCAACCUCAGGAAUGGCUUCAAGGUUUGGCUUUUGUAGCCCGCCAUUUCAAGCCAAAACGCCAUGUUGUGGCUAUGGACUUGAGAAAUGAGCUUAGAGGUUCACGUGAAAGUUCAAAGGAUUGGUAUAAGUACGUGAGGCAAGGAGCAAGAACCAUUCACCAACACAACCCUAAUCUCUUAGUUGUAAUCUCAGGCUUAGACUUCGACAAAGACUUCACGUUCUUGAAGAACAAGCCCCUUGACCUAAACUUCACCAAGAAGAUAGUUUACGAGGCGCACUUGUACUCUUUUACCGGCGACACAGGCAGUUGGAGCCUACAACCGGUGAAUCGGGUUUGCGCCUCUGUCCUGGAGUCGGUGCAAAAUCUAUGGGGAUUUUUGAUAGGCGGAAGCAACCCAGCACCAAUGUUUGUGAGCGAAUUCGGUUAUGACAUGACGGGUGAAAAUGAUGCGGACAACAAAUACAUCGUGUGCUUCAAGUCUUACCUUGCAGCGAUGGACAUGGAUUGGAGCUUGUGGUCUUUUGGAGGAAGCUAUUAUUAUCGACAAGGGAAUGUUGGUGCUGAUGAGAGCUAUGCUGUUUUGACCCAUGAUUGGACACGUUAUAGAGACCCUAAAUUCCCACACAAGUUUCAACUUCUUCAAGCUCUACUCCAAGAUCCAACUUCUAACCUUUCAAAGUCCCAGAUCCUGUUCCAUCCUUUGAGCGGUAACUGCACGCACGUGAGCCGCAAGAAGGAACUUGAAUUUGGUGACUGCAAGAACCAUGUUCGGUGGAGUUUCGAAGGAGAUAAUAAUGGAGCUCCAAUCAGAAAGAUGGACUCUCCUCUGUGUCUAAAGGCAACUGGUGAAGGCCUUCCUCCAACACUCUCAAAGGAUUGCUUGUCACCAAAGAGUUCUUGGAGAUUUGUUUCGGUGACGGGUCUUCAUUUGGCCACCAAAAAUAAGAAUGGGGACCUUUUGUGCUUGGACACUCAUUCUCAUUCUUCUAAGUUAGUCACCAAAAAAUGCAUCUGCGUUGAUGACGAUGAUUCUGCUUGUUUGGAUAAUCCCCAAAGCCAGUGGUUCCAGCUUCUUACAACCAACGUCUAG